Messenger RNA from Adineta ricciae, 3252 nucleotides. The record is from the annotation of a GenBank genome assembly. Lineage: Eukaryota; Metazoa; Rotifera; Eurotatoria; Adinetida; Adinetidae.
AUGUCUCGUUCACGUGGCACAACUGUAAGUGGUAAAUCAAAUAUACAUCAUGACACUGCAAAUCGACGUCACUCUGACACUGACACAAUGGUACAGCAGGCUCAUUUACCAAAAAGAACAGAGUCACCUCGGGAGCCUCUGCAAUCAUGUGACGAAGAAAUUCCACAAUUAUUUUGCCAGUUGGAUAUACUUCGUCGAUCGGAAGACGCAGAUUAUGCCUAUUGGAAAGAAAAGGCUCGAUGGGUGCGAUUCGAAGAAAUCGCAGAAAAUGUUCUUGGCCGAUGGUCGAAACCCCAUGUUGCUACAUUGAUGCAAUCCGCUUUAUUAGAUUUGAAAAAUCUUCUUCAAGAGGGUGUUAUUCUACUUAAUCCAACAGCAAGCGAUUUACCAACGAUUUCACAAGCUAUUGUUCAGUCAAUGAUUGAAAAAAACUAUUUUCAAUCUACUGCACAUGCACAGAAACUUGUAUGGAUACUUGGUUUACCACAUUUUCAUCAUCACGAAAAGCGUUCUGUGACCAAAACUGCUAGUUCCGUUAGUCUCUCGAGGCAAGGUCUUCAUCCCAGUCCUAGUUUUGUUAUUAACAAUAAUCUUAAUCGACCGGGUGAUGAUGCUGAAGUGUUAGCAACACGUUCAACUGGAAAACCAUCAGGCUCGGCCGAUUUAACACCAGCUGAUCAAGAAGAUACAAAUAGUUUAUCACCCUCAUCACCAAAAUAUUGGACAAAAUUCAAUAGGAAUCUUCAGAAAAGACUACAAUGUGAAAUUACAAAAGAAAAUCGAUAUAAGCCAACAGUGGUGUUCGUUCGUUUACAAAAAGCAACUGAUAUUCCUGGCAUGCUCGAAAUCAAGCUUCCAACGCGUUUUCUUGUUGUCAUUAUUGGACCUGAAGACAGCGAAAAGCAAUUACUACAAAUAGGACGAACAAUGGCGACAAUUUUAACAGACGAUAUUUGUCGGGAAUUUGCUUAUGUGGCAAGAGAUUUCAGCGAAAUUAUCAAAAUGAUGGAUAGAUUCAUGCAAGACACCUAUGUCAUUCCGCCAUCCGAAUGGGAUCCAACAAUUCGUAUUGAACCACCACCAAAAUAUACGAGCAAAGAAGAACGACAGGCACAAACGGCGGAGGAAAUCGUUGCACAAGUUGAAGAAAUUGAUUUAACUCCUCAUACAGAUCCGAAUUUAAUCGCAUCAAAAAGACCAUUUCAUGGACUAAUAAUGGAUAUUCGCACUAAACUUCCAUUUUUUCUAUCCGAUUUCACUGACUGUGCUAGUUUACAAUGUUUAGCAGCUACACUUUAUCUCUACCUCGUAUGUCUCUGUUCGGUAGUGGCAUUUGGUGGUAUGUUAGGGACAGCAACAGAAAAUUAUAUGGCUACUAUGGAAUGUAUUCUUGCUGCUUCGAUUAGUGGUAUUUUAUUUAGUUUAUUUGCUGGUCAACCUCUCAAUAUCCUCUCUGCUACUGGUCCCAUGUUAAUUCUCGAACGAAUUAUUGAACAUAUGUGCAAAGACUACCGGGUUAAUUAUCUGGAAUUUCGUUUAUGGAUUGGCAUGUGGAUCUUCUUAUUUCUUCUGAUAUUCGUUACAUUCAAUCUUAGCUUUCUUGUUAAGUACAUUACACGGUUCACCGAAGAUUGUUUCGCAUCUUUAGUCGCAUUGAUCUUCAUAUACGAUGCCAUUCGUGAAAUUUUGAAGAUUCGUAAAAUUUAUCCUGUUAAUUACCGACCUAAUGUACUAUUGGAUUACUCGUGUUCAUGCUUAUUCACCGAUAUUGGAUACAAUGAGACAACUCUCAACGAUACGAAUAUUGUCGAUUAUUUAUUUAAUGGAACUAACUUGAAUAAAACUUCGCAGAUCGUAUGCACAAAGGCAGGCGGUUUUGUUGUUGGCUCCGGUUGUUCAACGCCCGUCUAUCAUGCUGAUAUCUUCUUCUUUUCUGUACUUCUAUUUGUGUUUACAUUCUUCAUCUGCAUGGGACUACAAGAAUUCCGCCAGAGUACAUUCUUUCCAACGAAAAUUCGAACGAUUCUCAGUGAUUUUGCUGUUCUUAUUGCUAUUGUUCUUAUGUCUUCUUGGGAUGCGUAUUUACGACUGAAUACACCGAAAUUACAUGUCCCAACAGAUAUCAUCCCAACACGGCCACACGAUCGAGGAUGGUUGAUUCCAUUUUUUGGCAAGAACGCUUUAUGGACGAUACCUUUAGCAAGCAUUCCGGCUAUGAUAGCAACGAUCUUGAUUUUCAUGGAUCAGCAAAUAACAGCGGUGAUAAUCAAUCGAAAAGAAUUCAAAUUAAAAAAAAAACUUGGCUAUCAUCUGGAUUUAUUUGUUUUAUCGAUUACAAUUCUAAUACAAUCCAUACUUGGUUUACCAUGGUUUGUUGCCGCCACAGUGUUAGCUUUGACACAUGUCAAUGCAUUGAAGAUCAUGAGUGAAAAUUCCGCACCGGGAGAAAAACCAAAAUUCGAAGGAAUUCUUGAACAACGUGUUAGCGCCUUGCUAAUGGCUAUACUUACCGGUUUAAGUGUUUUCUUCACGCAUAUUCUAGGUUUCAUUCCAAUGCCGGUUCUUUAUGGUGUCUUCAUGUUCAUGGGUGUAACGGCUUUACGGAAUAUGCAAGUUUUCGAUCGUAUUCUCUUGUUCUUUAUGCCACAAAAGCAUCAACCGGAUCAUCCAUAUCUACGACACGUACGCAUCGGACGUGUUCAUCUAUUUACUGUGAUUCAAGUUGUUGCAUUAGCUGGCAUGUUUGCCGUGAAAAGCAUCAAAUCAGUUGCUAUCUGUUUCCCGUUACUAGUAUUAGCCACAUGUUUCGUGAGAAAACUAAUGGAUAGAAUUUUCACGCAAGAAGAACUUUAUUGGCUUGAUGAUAUUCUACCUGGUACCAAUGUCGGUCGAAUUCGUCGAUUUUCGGCACCUCGAAAUGUACGAAUCCCGAAAAUCUCGGAAGAUGUCAAUGCUCAAAAGAAAUCAAUACUACCUGAUACCUUUCAUACGUCAUCAUUCCAUAGUUUUGAUGGAAUAAAUCGUGAUAUCGUAGAAGAUAGUCUAUCAAAUAUCACUGAGGUAUUCAAACGACAUCGUAGCGAUGGCUACAAACCGAAUGGAACGUCUUAUCAGACAUCUAAUCCAUUAAUUGUUAUUACUGACGCAUCAUCAGCAAAGAUAAUUGAAGAAGCUGAACAUUUAAUGCAUCGUGAUUUAUCGCUCGACCGAUACCGUGAAGAAAAAUCGAAAACUGGUCAACCGACAGUGUGA